AUGGACCUUUAAUUUUCAUUCUAAGUUGUUAAUUUGUCAUAGAAUUAUUAAAUUAGGUUAUCUUAACCAAAAAUAGUCAAUACUCAAUUAUACUAUUAGAAUAAAAAUGAGGUAAAUGGAAAAAAACUAAGAGAUGCUAAUCUAUAUUAUCCCUGUAGAAAUAUUUAGACUAAUUAAAAUUUUUUAGCUUAAUUAAUAUACAUAGAGCCCAAUAAAAAUUCUUAAUAAGAAAUAGCAGUAUUUGAUUUGUUUUGUAAGCAUCCUCACACAAAUAUAAUCAAAAUUUUUGAUCUUAUAGAAAAGGAUCAUUGGUAUGUGAUAUAAGAAGAUAUAACUUUGAAUUUAGAGGAAUUCAUGAAGAUUCGAUAAUAAUUAUCAUUAUCACUAAAGAUAAAUUUUUUUUAAUAAUUGAUUUCAGGAUUCAAACAUUUAAAAUUGCAUAAAAUAAUAUUAAGAGACUUAUAACCUAAACAUAUUCUAGUCAAAGUUAUAAGAGAUGAUGAGUAUAUACUUAAAGUAAGAAUAUAAUAUAUUUUUAGAUAUCUGAUUUUAGGUCUGCUGAAAUUACAGAAAAUGGAAAAAUAUAAUCUAUAAAUGGGAUGUCUGAUUUUGCAGCACCAGAAACAUUCAUAGAGGGAGAAACCUUAACAAAUUCUUGUUGUGUUUAUACAGUAUAAUAUUUAUAAUAAAAUAGUUGGGAAUGCUUUUAUAUUAUAUUUGUAAUGAUGGAAAGAAACCUUUUUAAGCAGAAUCAUAUUAGGAUUUUAUAUAGAAGCAAAAGGAAUUUUGUUAGACUUUAUCAAUCUAAUAAUAUUAAAAUAAAGAUGAUGAUUAGUUGAGAAAAUAUUAUAAAGAAAUGCUUAUUUAUGAUAAAAAUAAAAGGAAUCAAACUUUUUACAAUGAAUUCUGUUAAGAUUAUUUUCUAUUGGAUAAUCUAUAUUUUUUAAAAAGAUCAUCCUAAGUUGGAGAAGGAUAAUAGGGAACAGUUGUUGAUGCUAUUAAUAUAGAAACAUAAGAAAAAUUAGUAUGUAAGAUGAUUCAAAAAAAAGUAUUAUAAAAUGAUGAAGAUAUGAGAGAAAUAUAAGUCUGUGAACAUCUUAAAGGGGAACAUCAUUAAAACAUAAUAAAAAUAAUCAAAAUAAUAAAAGAUCCAUAAUGGUAUUUUAUAUUUUUUGAAAAAUGUGAAAAGAAUAUGAAAUAAUUCAUUUAAGAAAAUAAGAAUUAUUUAACAGAUUUAGAAAUUAUAGAUUUUUUAUCAUAAAUAAUUUAAGGGUAUAAUUUUCUUAAAUAGAAAAAAAUUGUUCAUAGAGAUUUGAAACCAGAGAAUAUUAUGAUUAAAUUUGAUAACAACAAUAAUAAAAUUUAUAAAGUAAUUAAUAUAUAUAUUUUAGAUAAUUGAUUUUGGAGUAUCUAAAAUAGUUUCAUCUUAAGAUUUAGCGUGUACAGAUGUGGGUAGUCUACUUUAUAAAGCACCUGAAAUUUUAGAAAAUGAAGAUGGUUAUACUAGUCAAUGUGAUAUAUUCUCAGUAAUAUUUUUAUUGUUAUUUUAAGUUAGGAGCAUUGAUGUAUUAUAUGAUGUAUAAUAAAGAAUACAUAAAUGCAAAAAGCUUUAUGGAAAUUGCUUAAAGUUAGAAAUAAUUAAAAAUCCAUCCAUUUAAAUGUCCUGAUACAAUGAGAGUAUAAGUUAUUAGUUAUUUAAGAAUAUUGAUAUAAAAUAAUUGAUUGAAAAGAUGAUUGUAUUUGAUCCAGCAAAAAGGAUUAGUUGGGAAUAAUUAAUGGGUUACAAAUUAUCUAAAGAUUAUCUCGAUAUUUUAAAUGAUAUUUAUUCUUUUUUGUUAAUUGCUCUAUAAACUGAACAGUUACUUUAUGAAAUAUAACCCAAUUAUAAAGAUAAUGUAAUGCUUACUGAAGAUAUUUAUGCUCAUAGGAGUAUACUUUUGAAAUUUAUAGAAUUAACAUUUUAGAAAAUAAAUCAAUCAUUUUAAUCAAAUUCAGUCUCAUUUAAUGAGACUGAAUAUAAAAUAAAUUAGAAAUUUAAUAUUGAUAGUUGGAAGAUGGAUAAUAAAUGGAAUAAAUCUAAUUAAUUAUUAUAAUAAAGAUAAUAAAAAUUAGAAAAAAAAUAAAUCACUUAAUCUGUUUAAGCUUUGAAUGUUAUAUAGAAUAUGGAAAUUAAAAAUUCUGAAAUACCUUUGAAUUUCAAGAUAGUACAUAGAUUUUACAUGGAUUUACCAAAUUUAUUAAAAAACCCUAUUAUUCUAUAAAAUGAAUCAAUUUAAUUAAAAUAUCAUUUAUUGAAAAUGAGAAAUUUGUUUAAUGAUUUUACUUAUGUUUACAUUUUAGGACAAAGUGUUUCAAAGUAAUAUAAUGAAAAGAUAUCAGAAUAAGAAAUGUAGACAUAUUUCAACUCAAAUAACUGA
Molecule: messenger RNA, 2417 nt
Organism: Paramecium primaurelia
Lineage: Eukaryota; Ciliophora; Oligohymenophorea; Peniculida; Parameciidae
Source: the annotation of a GenBank genome assembly